Messenger RNA from Heterocephalus glaber (naked mole-rat), 2609 nucleotides. RefSeq names its product protein phosphatase 1 regulatory subunit 3C (gene Ppp1r3c). Gene Ontology annotation, molecular function: glycogen binding; protein phosphatase 1 binding. NCBI's taxonomy places the organism in Eukaryota, Metazoa, Chordata, Mammalia, Rodentia, Bathyergidae. Gene Ontology annotation, biological process: regulation of glycogen biosynthetic process. Gene Ontology annotation, cellular component: protein phosphatase type 1 complex. The record is from RefSeq and is a predicted model, not a curated record.
GUUCACGUGCUUCGGUGCCGAUAAACUGCCUUUCCGGCGCUAGACUCCCAGCCAGCCCGAGCGACCACUGAAAGGGUACAGCAGGGAGCUGAGGGCUGCGAGCUUGCGCAGGCAGCGGGGUGCCGGUUUUCACGGUCCGUCGCCUCCUCUGUGCCUAAUGAGUUGCACCAGAAUGAUCCAGGUUUUGGAUCCACGUCCUUUGACAAGUUCAGUCAUGCCAGUGGAUGUGGCCAUGAGGCUUUGCUUGGCUCAUUCACCACCUCUGAAGAAUUUCCUGGGUCCUUAUAAUGACUUUCAACGAAGAAAUUUUGUGAAUAAAUUAAAACCUCUGAAACCGUGUCUUAACCGCAAACCAGAAGCCAAAUCACAGAACGAAUGGAAGCGCUCACACAACCAAGCUAAGAAGCGGGUUGUGUUUGCUGACUCUAAAGGCCUCUCUCUGACUGCUAUCCGUGUCUUCUCUGACCUCCCAGAAGAACCUGCAUGGGAUCUCCAGUUUGAUCUCUUGGAUCUUAAUGAUAUCUCCUCUGGCUUAAAACUCCAUGAAGAGAAAAACUUGAUUUUAGAUUUUCCUCAGCCUUCAACUGAUUACUUAAGUUUCCGGAAUAAUUUUCAAAAGAACUUUGUCUGCCUGGAGAACUGCUCUUUGCAAGAGCGGACAAUGACUGGGACUGUCAAAGUGAAAAACAUGAGCUUUGAGAAGAGGGUUCAGGUCCGUAUCACUUUUGACAGUUGGAAAAGCUACAAGAAUGUGGACUGUGUCUACAUGAAGAAUGUGUAUGGCAGCUCAGAUAGUGACACCUUUUCAUUUACCAUUGACUUACCCCUUGUCAUUCCAACUGAGGAGAAAAUUGAAUUCUGUAUUUCUUACAGUGCUAAUGGGCAGGUCUUCUGGGACAAUAAUGAGGGUCAGAAUUACAGAAUAGUCCAUGUACAGUGGAAGCCUGAUGGGGUACAGGCACACACAGCACCCCAGGACUGUGCAUUCCACCAGGUGUCCCCUAAGACAGAGUUAGAGUCAACAAUCUUUGGCAGUCCAAGGCUGGCUAGUGGACUCUUUCCAGAAUGGCAGAGUUGGGGGAGAAUGGAGAACUUGGCCUCUUAUCGAUGAAUUAAGCAACCUAGUGUCUAGGCUUGACCUGUCCUAGUCCCUGUGCAAUUCUAGGUCUGUAUUGCUCAAUAUUAGGACGUCUUUGCUACUUUCUUCCACCAGUAGGUUUAGGUUUGAGCUUUUGAGACCUGGCUACAGAAAAUAUAGCAACUUGGGAAUUUAGCAUUGGAGUCUGGUAUGGACGAUGCUACCCAAUUUUGUUUUGGAGAAUCAAGUAACCCUAGGAACUAUUUUUAGAAAAGUAGUACUUUUUCAGUACCCUUCCUCCUUCCCUCUCAAUUCACUAGCUUUCACAUUGAGCAAGGAAAAGUUGAGGAAGGAGAAUUGAUGGUGAUGGAAAGCUGUGCCAAUGGUAUGAGGAAUGUGUGAAGUGUGUACUGUACUCGAAGGGCUCUGCAGCUCAAGUCAGAGUAGGAGAGGAAGAUCUAUACUUAAUUGGUGGUGAGAACAUGUAAGGAUGUUUUGUGUAUUAAAGUUGGUUUUAUGGAUCUCUCCUGGGAAAAUAACUCACAGAGGGGAAAGAGAUACAUUCUAUGUAUUUCUGUGGAGAAGAGGCAAAUAAAAUUCCAGGGUUUUCGAUGGUAUUGGGGGAAGAUGAUCUAUAAUUCUGGAGAAUUAAGAUCUUAAGAGAAGCUUUUCUGUUUAAACAUGGUCUAUCAAAAAAUCAUGAUUUGAGGAAAGUUUAAGCAAACCUGGCUUUGCAGUCAUAAUGUAAUAAGUGACUUUGUGAUCAAGGCAUCAUACUUGGGUUUUUGGAACAGAAUGCUGACCAGUGAAAACUGUGCUAUCAGCAAUGGCUGACAAAAUAUAGGACCUCUAGGUCAUGGCAGAAAUGGCUCUUUGCAAGUGCCUUGAUUAAACCAGAAUGCUAUAGUUGCUUAACCCAAACAUCUGACUGGUCAUAUGAUAACUCAUGAGUGUUUGGCCUCAUAAGGAGGUCUACUAUGUACAUUGGCAUUCAUCGUACAAUACUGUUGUAUCUUCAAGAGUGUUGUCAGUGUACACAGCCACAUCCUUCAUAUUGAAGGUGACUCAUUUUUCUGCAACACUUUUUCAAUGUGAUAUUUGAAGUGAGGAUUGACACUAGGGUUCUCAGUAGAAGAAUCCAGUACCUUGCACAUAGAAGUAGCAGUCUAUCUCUUGCUUAUUUUUGUCUUGCUGUUUUAAUUUCCUUUGAAGUCAAAAUGCUUUUUUUAGAAAAUGGAUAUAAAUUGUUUGGGAUGUGAAUUGUUUUUGUGUGUGAAUAUGUUCAUUCUGUAAGAUCUUAAGGGCAGGAGUCCCAAAAUGCUGGGUAGUUGGCACACCCAUUGAGAGGUGUUAAGAGAAAGCAGUUAAUUUUAACAUGUAUGGUCUGCCAUGCAGAGUAUAGGAAUAACUCUGCAAUGACAGUAUUUCAGGUUUGACUAGCAUCCAUACAUUUUUCUACUGUAAGUAUUUCACUCCCUUCUAGCUAUCCUUUAUAAGCUUCUCACUUUAAGAAUAAAUGUGUUUGAUAAGA